UCUGUUUGUUUUCCUAUUAAUAUUGCAUAACACCUCACAGUUCAGACUUUACUGUUAACAUAAAGACAGAAGGAAAAGUUUUUAUUCUUGCUUUGGUUUGCAUUGGAUAAAGCAAGGUCCUGAAGACGUUAGACCAACACAGACGUUCGACAUGGUAAAUCUUAUGAAAAUAUUCAUCGCUGCCUUACCGAUUCUACUUGUAUUCAUGCCAAUCAAGUUUUUACUCAGCGCACCUGCUGAGAUGCUUGCUGAAGGGAUAAAGUACAUGUAUUGUCUGUAUGUGUUCGGACAAAUUGUCGCCAUGGUCAUAACACUGUGUGUUUUGGUCUGCUUUUUACUGACUUUUACGAAAAUGCUCCAGCAUGAAGAGCAAGGAUUCAAGUCUAAGGCAACUCAACUACAAUCGAGAGUCAGCAAUUUUGCCCCAAUCAAAAUGGAAAACACAUGCAACAACUGUAGAAUUCAAAGAGAGGGAAUGCAGAAGUGUGGACGAUGCCACUUGACGUACUACUGCAGUAAAGAGUGCCAGAAAUGGGACUGGAAAACGAACCACAAAACAAUGUGUGAUGACCUGAAGAAUGCCAGAGAUACGGAGAUAAACGAUGGAAAGGGUAAUUCCUCUUCUGGUGGACUUCUUAAACAGUCAUUGACCGAUUCGACUGAUCUUGCUUCGAGCGCAUUGUGUAUGUUUUGUGGAACUAGUUCAGGACAACUCAAGAAAUGCGGACGUUGUCUGACUGUCAGCUAUUGCUCGAAAUCAUGUCAAACGCAAGACUGGCCCGACCAUAAAACCGUUUGCAAAAGUAAGGACAUUGUUGACGUUAUACAGACCGAUGGGUACAAGGAACAGUUGAAGAAAUCAAAAUCAGACAGAAUUCUUUCGCAAGCGACCCAGGGCCGUAAUAGUUUUACUGCUUUUGAUAAUGGACACCAAGUGAUGUUUGGACCCUCAACAAUGUUCCGAACGGAUUCCGCAGAUCUUUCUUUGCGAAAGUCAACAACAAAAUACCUUAGAAGACAGGCAAAGCUAUACGUUGAACGAAAGUUUCCCAUGCAAUACAUUAUUGACGAUAUUGAAGAAAUACCUCAUGAAUUUCCUUUGAGUUUUGGUAAUACAAGGGUGUCCUUCGUGGGAUUUAUUUCCAGAUACCACCACUAUAGAGGGCGCCACUGUGUGUAUGUACAGGAUGGCAGUAAUGCUGAGAUAUAUAUCGGAUUUUACCUUGAUUACGAUAAUCCCUAUCCGUAUUUUACCUGGGGAGAUGUUCGUCCUGGCAAAUUCAUCUGUCUUCACGAUCCAAAAAUUCAUUUUUUCCUUGAUGGAUCUGUCGGAAUCCGUGUCAAUGAAAGCAGAGAGGCCUUCUUUUUCGAUGUCUGAAUUCCUUGACUCUUUGAUUACACAUUAUAUUAAGUACAUACGUGUAUAUACGUUUUUCCUGUUUGGUUGUGAUGGUUUUUUAAAACAUGUUUGUAAAAGUUAUAAUUAUUAAUGUUUUUGAUUCUCUUGUCCAUAUCUAGAUGCUGUUAUUUU
Messenger RNA from Saccostrea cuccullata (small rock oyster), 1531 nucleotides. RefSeq lists its product as uncharacterized. Lineage: Eukaryota; Metazoa; Mollusca; Bivalvia; Ostreida; Ostreidae. The record is from RefSeq and is a predicted model, not a curated record. The transcript has 5 exons. Gene Ontology annotation, biological process: regulation of transcription by RNA polymerase II. Bases 152 to 1378 code for a protein of 408 amino acids. Gene Ontology annotation, cellular component: nucleus. Gene Ontology annotation, molecular function: DNA-binding transcription factor activity, RNA polymerase II-specific.